CCAAGCAUGGCCUCAUCCGCGUGGAAGGCGUCCGUCUCGUCGGUGGACCGCUAUGACACCAUCUCCAAGAUCAUGGAAGCCCUUCCCUCGCGGGACAUGAGUGAAGCCAUCGCCAUCGAACAAGCCGCAUACGACAACUCUUCCUCUCUGGAAGAAUACACCGCCGCCUGCCAGCCCUCCAAGCACCAAAACCCACCACCCUCAUCCUCCCCCUUAUCCGCAGCCUCACCCCAACCCCCAUCCCCAACGCCGUCCAACUCUGGCAUCCGCAUCGGCUCAUACACCAACUGCACGCCCAUCUCAGACGGCGUCACGUCCGAGGUCUUCCGCUCCGGCGCCACCGCCCUCAAGGUCAUCGUCCACAGCACCCUCGAGCCGCACAACCCCCUCCGCGAGGUCAAGAUCCUGCAGAUGCUCCAUCCGCCGUGCAUCCCCUUGCUCGACUCCUUCCGCGACCAUGAGCAGCGCCUCGUCCUCGCAUUUCCGUACAUGCCGCUGACCCUCGACGACGUGCUCUACCGCAGCAACACCUCCUCCCUCUCCUCCUCCUCCUCAUCUGCGUUGGACCCCUUCCUCAUCCGCUCCCUCUUCCGCGACAUCCUCGAGGCUCUGCGCGAGAUCCACGGCCAGGGCAUCGUCCACCGUGACAUCAAGCCCUCGGCCAUCCUCCUCGCGUCACCCUCCGGCCCGGCCUACCUCUCCGACUUCGGCACCGCCUGGCACCCGACCCUCUCCGCAACCACCGAGCCCCCGGACAACAAGAUCCUCGACAUCGGCACCGGCCCGUACCGCGCGCCCGAGGUCCUCUUCGGCAACAAGGCCUACGGCCCGCCCGUCGACAUGUGGGCUCUCGGCACCGUCCUGGCCGAGUGCAUCCGCAGCCCUCCCGCGCCGCUCUUCGACUCGCGCCCCGCCCACGAGGACGGCAACCAGCUCGGGCUCAUCCUCAGCAUCUUCAAGACCUUGGGCACGCCCACGCCCGAGACGUGGCCCGAGGCCAAGAGCUUCAAGGUCACCCCCUUUGAGCUGUGGACUGUGUUUCCGCAGAGGAGCUGGGAGGAGAUUCUGCCGGGUGUGGAUGAGGGCUUCAGGGAGGCUGUGGGGAGAUUGGUGAGAUAUGAUGGCAGCAGGGCUACGGCCGAAGAGGCUCUAACAUACAAGUGCUUUACAAAAAAUGAUAUCACAGAAUCAUGA
This is a messenger RNA of Trichoderma citrinoviride, 1194 nucleotides long. Its product is annotated as serine/threonine protein kinase, CMGC group. Gene Ontology annotation, molecular function: ATP binding; cyclin-dependent protein serine/threonine kinase activity. Gene Ontology annotation, biological process: protein phosphorylation. The transcript is spliced from 4 exons. The record is from RefSeq and is a predicted model, not a curated record. Gene Ontology annotation, cellular component: cytoplasm; nucleus. NCBI's taxonomy places the organism in Eukaryota, Fungi, Ascomycota, Sordariomycetes, Hypocreales, Hypocreaceae. Bases 7 to 1194 code for a protein of 395 amino acids.